This is a messenger RNA of Talaromyces rugulosus, 432 nucleotides long. RefSeq lists its product as uncharacterized. NCBI's taxonomy places the organism in Eukaryota, Fungi, Ascomycota, Eurotiomycetes, Eurotiales, Trichocomaceae. The record is from RefSeq and is a predicted model, not a curated record. Bases 1 to 432 code for a protein of 143 amino acids. The transcript has a single exon.
AUGUGCGAAGUCAAAGUGUACAUCUUCGGAAACUGCAAAUGCCGCACCAGCCGGAUAUUACUAUGCGCAACUGCGGAAGAAAACAACUAUGAGCCCUGUAAAAGACAAACUCUAGCAGACAAAGACUUUUCAAAUGGCAAAGCUCGCUGUCCUUAUCACCAGAACUUGUUUGAGAUGCAAAGCCAAGAAAACAAUCAAGGAAAACAAGAAGGAGGGAAAAAUACACCACGCGAUAAAGAUGUGGGGAUAAUUCGAAGUUUCUCUAAAGACGAAACUUGGUAUUUCUCUCCAAAGGAAUCAGGAGCUGGACGCAUCACGGUAGAUCACAAAGGGGAGGAAAGAAGGUUCCCUGCAAAGUCUCCAGAACCUGUCAAAAAGAUUCGUGUGCGUAUCGCCAUCCCUCCUCCGCCUCCACCACCACCUACUUUGUAG